Molecule: messenger RNA, 499 nt
Organism: Melanaphis sacchari
Lineage: Eukaryota; Metazoa; Arthropoda; Insecta; Hemiptera; Aphididae
Product: NHP2-like protein 1 homolog
Exons: 4
Coding region: 29-430 (133 amino acids)
Biological process (GO): maturation of SSU-rRNA; ribosome biogenesis; mRNA splicing, via spliceosome
Cellular component (GO): nucleolus; U4/U6 x U5 tri-snRNP complex; precatalytic spliceosome
Molecular function (GO): RNA binding
Source: RefSeq, a predicted model, not a curated record
UGGAAGAAUUCUUGAAUCAGUAACAUCAAUGUUAACAUCUACAUUGAUGAACAACCAGGGAAUCUUGACAAAUGUUCACCUUAAACCAGAUCCUUUGGCUGACCAGCAGAUGACCAAACAAAUUUUACGCUUGAUUCGACAAGCACUGAACUGUAAUCAACUAUUUGUAGGAGCAAAUGAAGCCACUAAAGCUUUAAAUAGAGGUACUGCUGAGUUCGUAGUUUGUGCAGCAGAUGCAGAACCUUUAGCAUUUUUGCUAAAAUUGAUUUUGUUAUGCAAGGACGAAAAUAUACCAUAUAUUUUUAUUGGAUCAAAACAAGCAUUAGGCCGAGCAUGUGGAGUUUCAAGGCCAGUCAUAGCGUGUUCCAUAAGUUCCUUUACCACUGAAGAAAUUUCACAAUUAGAGUCUGAAUUGUUAGAAUUAAUGUAACAAGUUCAGGCUGAAAUUGAGAGACUAUUAGUUUAAUUUUAUACACAUUUUAACAUUUGUCAUACUAAA